Molecule: messenger RNA, 2838 nt
Organism: Linum tenue
Lineage: Eukaryota; Viridiplantae; Streptophyta; Magnoliopsida; Malpighiales; Linaceae
Source: the annotation of a GenBank genome assembly
AGGAAGUCGAAACUUGGGCAAAAAGAUUAACCCACAAAGAAAAAAACGAAACUUUCCCCUUUUUUUCCCCUUCUUUUUUUCGCUUUCUUUCUCGCACUUGCGGAGUGAUUGGUGAGAGUGAAAAGAAAAUUAUGGGAAUUUUCCAGUAAGAGAGGGAAAGUGGUGGGGAAGAAGAGGGAGAGAAGCUCGUGAAAACUUUUUUUUUUCUUUCCUCCUUUCUUUUUUGUUUGUUUGUAAUAGUAGUAAUCUAUUGUUUGUGUUAUGCAAGAGAGAAGAAAGGGAAGAGAGAGUAUAGAGACAAAUGCCCACCACCAUUAACACUUGUCUCUCAUCUCUCACAUGAGCAUGACCCAUCUCCUCUCUUUCCCCCCACCAUUCCUUCCUUCUUCUCCUCUCCUCCUUCGUCCGGCUCAUCGACAUUUAUUGUCGCCACUGUUGUUGGGUCUUGGAAAUUUAUAGUCCCACGAGCGGAGGGAAUCGUACAAGGGGAAAGCAAAUAAGGAGGUGGGUAGUGGGUGAGAAAUUCGAUUGCUUCUUUUUAAUUCUCCGGGCUUCAUCCCCAGAUGCUAUGCUGCUGUUUCAAUGGGCAAUAAAGACGCGCACCAGCAGAAUCUGCAGCAGUUGGAGAGCGGCAAUGGGGGUACUCACGGCGGGAGGAGCUCUUGCUGCCCGAUAUCCAGAAUCGGAUUCAGUUUUAGAUGUGUUUUCGCUGUGAUCCUUUCUCUGGCACUUGUACUCUCCGGGAUCUUCUGGAUCUUCCCUUUCGGCUCACACAAUUCGAAUGGUUUUGAUGCCAAGGAGGCAAUUAAGCUCAGUGCCACUGUACAGGCAUGCUUCAAAAUUCCAAAGCCAGUUUCAGAGGUUGUUCCACACAUUAAUUCAUUAGAAGACGACAUCUUCAAUGAAAUAAGUAUUGAUGAUAUGAAGGUGGCUAUGCUGUCAAUGCAUCAAAAUGGCACUUCCAACUGGACGGAUGGGGUUUUUGGUAUACUUUCUGAUCAUAUGAAUACUCCUUUGAAUCCAGCACACCUAAGUGUGCUGCGGUCCUCUUUGGUCGACCUCUUCCUGAAGCAGAUGAAUCUGUCUGUAACUACCUCUGUUUUUGGGCAACCUUAUGAUUUUGAAAUUCUCAAGUUUCCUGGAGGGGUCACUGUAAUUCCUCUCCAAUAUGGCUCAAUUUGGACACCCCGACAGCCCCUUUUAAAUUUUACCCUCAAUAAUUCAAUAUCUGAGAUCCUCCACAAUUUUGGUGAACUGAGGGACCAGCUGAGGUCAGGAUUGCAUCUCAGGGCAUACGAGAAUCUAUUCUUGCAAAUAACAAACUCAGCAGGUUCCACAAUACAUCCCCCAGUUACAUUGGAGGCCUCAGUCUCAUCAGAGUUCGGCACACUUUUGCCACAAAGGUUAAAACAGUUGGCUCAAGCCAUUGCAGAUUCCGAUAGCAAGAAUAAUCUCGGCCUGCAUAACUCUGUCUUUGGUAAGGUGAAGGGUGUUAUUCUGUCAUCGUACUUAAAUCGGACACUGAAUCCAAACACUCCAUCUCCUGCACCUGCUCCCUCUCCUGAGCCCAGUGACGACGUUUCUGAACCAUCAGCUUCCCCUUAUCCAAUAAACCCUCCAGCUGUUUCUCCAGCUCCCCCUCCGCAUAAACAUACAAGAAAAGCCCCCAAAAGGAAAAGAACACCUUCCCAUUUUUUCCCUCCUGUAAAUUCUCCUGCUCAUCCUCCUGACCCUUGUCCAUAUCAUGGUCGUAAAGUUAUUCCACCUAGGAGAUCGCCAUCGCCCUCCAAUGAGCAAAAUUUCUUCCAUCCAGAUGCACCCCCACCACAGUUGUCCCCCGAACUCUCUCCUUUACCUGCAGUUUCAUAUGGUUCAACACCCUCAGAAGACUCAGAGUCUCCAUCCCUGGCUCCUCCUCCAUCUGUUCAUUCCGGAUCAUCUUUUGCAGGACAACACAGGCCAGUUGCGGAGAUGUGGCUGCUGGGAUUAUGGUGCCUUCUGAUCUCUCAUCUUCUUUGUUGGCAACAUGGAUAGUUGUUCAGCCUGCUCAUCAUCGUAAUGCAUGGGGAGACGAUUGCUGAAGAUAUCACAGUACCCAGUUUUGUUUUGGGGGUGAGGAUGGUAGGAAUUUGUGCGAAAAAAAGUUGCAGAGUUUCGUUCUUUGUCAGGUUACCGACAACCAACCAACCAACCGGUAAAAAAAGCAAGUGUAAAUUCUAUGAAAUAGGGGGAGAUAAUGGCAGGUCAAAGCCAAAAGGUGGCAGGCCUCUCAUCUUCACUUUGUAGGUUUUGUGGAUGCUGCUACUACUGGAGAAGUCUAUUGUUCCAAAGGGAACACAGACAGCAAUGUGUGCCACCCAUAGUUAAGCUUUCUUUCCCAACUGGAAAGAAAUCAGAACUUCUGUGAAGGAAAAGAGUAUUAUUAUGAAUCUGGAGAAGCAGAACAUCUGGGUUUGCAGAGUUUAAAGAUAAGAACCAACAAGUUGCUACUAAUGUGUCGUUGCAAGUGUAAAAAUGUCUGUCAGGACUGGUUCUUUCCUUUGAGCAUAUGCAGUCCCGAGUGGAAAGGCAAAACACAAGAUAAAAAGCCAGAUAAUCACUGUAAUGCAGAGUAUUUUUAUUUUCGUUUGCGAAGAUUGAAUACGUGGUGGUGGUUUUAACUCAUUUCAUCACCUUUAUACUUGCAAUGGCUUCAACUUGUGUUUUCACGACUUGUUAUCCUGGCAAAAUCUGGCUGCUAUCCAAAUGUGAGGCGAGCAGCUUGUGUUGGUUCUCCUCGGGUUUCUGCUGUUCGAUUGGAUGUAAUGAUAAUUUUGUAUAUAAAUGCGCCAAUGCAAU